Molecule: messenger RNA, 2984 nt
Organism: Wyeomyia smithii (pitcher-plant mosquito)
Lineage: Eukaryota; Metazoa; Arthropoda; Insecta; Diptera; Culicidae
Gene: Ciz1
Product: otolith matrix protein OMM-64
Exons: 7
Coding region: 192-2750 (852 amino acids)
Source: RefSeq, a predicted model, not a curated record
AUUCCGUUCACACUUCGGAAAAAUUUUCCUUCAUGACGGUCGGCCAUUAUUGUGCGGUGCAAUUUAUUGAAUAAAAAGAUAGUAGAAUCGUGUAAAAUCACUUCAAGAAUUCGUGCAAAACGUAGUUGGAGACCUGUUUUGGUAACAAUUUGAUAAUUUGAGAAACCUGAAAACGUAUUUUGGGCUUUAAAAUGAGUCGUGGAGGUGGAAGAGGAUACCCGCGUGGCGGUUCAAGGGGCGGAAGUUCAUACCGUGGUGGUGGCAGCUAUCGUGGAUCUGAUCAUAGCAGCUACAACGGAAGGGAUCAGUCUCGUAACCGGUACAGUGGAGGCAAUUCAUACACCGAUUCUCGCUCAUCUCGGUACGAUAGCAACCGGUAUUCGCGACAAGACAGCCGUCAGGAUGGCGGUGGUUACAAACGUAAUGAUUCCUACAAGCAAGAUUCUCGGGAUCGUCGUUCACCGGAUCGUAAGCGCCCGAGAACGGAUCACACCGCUCAGGGUAAUCGUCGUGAGUACGGUACAGGUGGAGGAGGUGGCAGCGGAGACUAUCACCAUCGUCGUGAUAACAGCAGUGGUGGUCGCGGAGGCUCAUCCAGCCGGUACCAUCAUGAUAGCGGUAGCUCAUCCUACGAUAAACGUGGCAAUGAUCAUCAUUCGUCUACGGGCGCGGGCGGCGGAGCUGGCAGCCGUGAUCGGUUUGAUAAUCGCAGCAGCAGUCGUGGACGCGGCAUCGGAAGUGCAGACAGAUCACGGGAGACGAUGGGACCCCCACGAUCAAUGGGACCUCGUAACAGUAGUAUUGGUGGUCGAGGACCUCCACCACCGAUGCGGACAACGUUGGGCGGAUCGCGACCGAUGCACAUGAUGUCAACCAUUAGACGAGGUAUGACCCGCGGUAGAAUUAACAGUCAUUUCAGGAACGACGGACGGCGUGGAAUAAUGACCACCCGAUUUCCCCAACGUCGGGACAUAAGAGGUAUUCCUCCUCUGAGACGCCGCUUCACCACCAUUCGUAGUCGGGACGUAGGUCGCAUUGGAAUUGGCAAAAAGAUGGACACCGUUUCUCGAAAGGCAUUGAUCAAACGAGCUCUUGAGGCUGCCAAAGAGCUAGACGAUGAUCACACCACAGAGAACGAGGGUGAUGAUGAUGAGGAAGCCGAUGAAGAUAAGGAUACCACUGGAGCCGAGGGCGCCGAUGGCAAGGUAGAUCUGAACGAUGAAGGUGGUGAAGACGAUGAUGGUGACAAAACGGAAAAAGAGGACGAAGAUGAUGAUGACGACGCGGAAGGGGACAAAGCCACCGAGAAGGGUGACGAAGAUAAGGAAGGUGAUAAAGGCGAUGACACGAAAGAAGAUGGAGAUGGUGACGAAGACACUAAAAAGGAAUCAUCGACAAGUCCCAAAAAAGGAGUCAAGAAGUCGGUAUCUAAAACCGGAAGUGAGGCGAAAUCUGACGACAAGGAUGGGGAGAAGAAAAAGAAAGAGACGAAAAUUACGACCAAAUAUCGAUCUUCAACAUACAUCAAACUCAACUGUUGCCAUUGUGGUACAAAGUGUGUUACAUUUAAGGAAUACCAUACCCAUCUCUACCGUGGGUUGCACCGUGCUGCGAUGCGUCGGUUGGCCGGCAAGACACGAGAUAAGCUCAUGGAAAUGCGCCAAGCUCAGCGUGUGGCCCAAAAGGAAGCGGAUGAAAUAGUAGAGGAAGGCAGUGAGCAGAAAUCUUCUUAUUGCGUACUCUGUCAGCUUAAUUUCCGACAGCCGAAAGCAGUUCAUCAGAAAUCGGACGGUCACAAGGAGAUGAAGCGUUUCCUGAUGCCCUAUUGUGCAACUUGCAAGAUUGGUUUCAAGAGUCCGAUGGCAUACGAAGCACAUCGUGCCUCGCUAGAGCAUCUGAAGUUUAAGGCUCGCGUCGAGCGAUAUGCCAAUAAAGAUGACUCGGGUGAAGAUGGUGGAGCAGAAAUUCGUUUGGAAAACUUUAUGACUGUAGAUGAAGUAGGAAAUGUGGAUGAGCCAACAGACAGUAGCAAGGAUAAUACGUCUACGCCGAAAAAGAGCGCAGGAGCGGAUAACAGCUCAACUGGUCGACCUGGCACCGACGACGAUGAAGAUGAGAGCGAUGACGUCGAUGAAGAAACCGUCAUCGGAUCCGAGCACGUGAAGAAAGUUGAAGUGCAGUACUGCGAUUUGUGCAAUAUGUACUUGCCUCGUCGAGAAGAUCCGGAAAAGGCUCUUCGUUUACACUGCAAAUCUCGACCACACUUGAAGGUAUACAUCAGAAAUCGUGAGGAUAAAAAGCUGCGAGAACGCGCAGAACGUAUUCACAAGAAGAAGUUGACCGACGCCAAGGCGAAAAAAGAUGCCAAGAAGGGAGAAAAGGACACUAGUACAUCAGAAGCCGAUACCAGUGAAAAGGCCGAUGCAAAGUCUGAAAAGAAAACCGCCGGUGAUAAAGAUGCUACCACCGAUGACCAGAUGUGGGAGGUUGUUGACAAUGAUCUCGGUGAUUUAUUACGUGAAGUUAGCGGCCCGGCGGAGGAUGCUGAAGAAGAGGAAGACGAUGAAAAGACAAGCUCCGAGCGGUAUGACAAGUUUAGACAUACUGAAAAGAACGGUUUGGAAAGUAAAAUUCACGAUUCCAAUGUGGAUGAGGAAGAUGUGUCCAGCACUGAGAAAACUGGCAGCGGCAAAAAGCCUGCCAACGGUGAUGCUACCGGCGCAGACAAAGGAGUCGCGGCUGAAGUUUAAAACAAGCAGCUGUAACUUGGUUUUAUUAGAUUAUAGACAUGUGAACCGUAUUUUCAUUAAGACGAAGGUAGAGAUUAAUACCUUCACGUAUUUUUAGCUGUCCAAACCAGAACCCUUAUUUAGGCUUCAAUAUCUAAUCAACUCGUAACAUAAAGUAACAAUAUGUAAUACAGAGAUACAACUAGUGUAACCAUACUUUGAAGUUGGAAUAAACGUAUAAAACCCUGAGAACAA